Messenger RNA from Cryptotermes secundus, 1287 nucleotides. Its product is annotated as protein O-linked-mannose beta-1,4-N-acetylglucosaminyltransferase 2. Gene Ontology annotation, molecular function: protein O-acetylglucosaminyltransferase activity. Gene Ontology annotation, biological process: protein O-linked glycosylation via mannose. Gene Ontology annotation, cellular component: endoplasmic reticulum. The record is from RefSeq and is a predicted model, not a curated record. The transcript has a single exon. NCBI's taxonomy places the organism in Eukaryota, Metazoa, Arthropoda, Insecta, Blattodea, Kalotermitidae. The coding region runs from base 1 to 1287 and encodes 428 amino acids.
AUGCAUGUUAUACACGAUGAUUUAUUGCCCCUCUAUACAACGUAUGAAGACAUCUGUACAGGAAAUGUUGACAAAUGUGUAUCAAAAUAUCGUAUAGCAUUUGCAGAUGAAGGCGAGCUUGGCCCAUUAAAUGAGUGGUACAGUAUUUUUUCCAUGUCAGAACCAAUGAUUUUACAAAAAUGUGGUAUAAACAACAUAAUUUGUUUUGAGGAGAGUCGAACUGGACUACUGACUGACAGUGUGUGGUUUCAGUAUGGAUUUGGCAUUCCACAAGGACCUGUUGCUGAUACACAACUUAAUGGAAAUCGACUGAGGCGAUUUUCAGAAUUUGUAUUACGCAAAUUCAAAAUACCCACACCACAAAACUUAAACAGUACAGAUGUUGUGUUUUUCAGCAGAAAAGUUAAUCGCAAGAUUCUGAACGAAGGCACUGUGAUAAACAAAAUUGAAGAUAUUUACAAAGACGUUUUCCACAAUAUUUCUAAGUUACAAAUUCUUAACACAGAUCUUACAACUAAUGAUACAAGAGAUAUCCUAUAUCAUCUCUCACGGUCCAAUACAGUUGUGGGUAUGCAUGGUUCUGCCAUGAUUUUGACCAUAUUCUUGAAACCAGGGUCUGUUAUAAUAGAACUGUUUCCUUUUGGAAUUAACCCUCAGCACGUGUCUCCUGUGAAGGUAGUUUGUGACCUACCAGAUGUUGGAUUACUGUAUAGAUCAUGGGCAAACACUAAAGAAGAAAACACAGUGAUACAUCCUGAUGCACCACCACUCCUCGGCGGAAUCAGUCACCUGUCUCCUGCUGAACAGGAGCAGAUAAGAAAUAUCAGUGAAAUUCCAGCUGUUGAAUGUUGCCACAACCCAGCCUAUCUCUACAGAAUGUUCCAGGACACCAUAGUGGGAAAUGACAUUGAUGUUAUAUUGAAAGAUGCAUUUUGUAAACAGCGAGACUUCUCAGAAAAAUCCUUUAAUGAGGAACGUAUGUCUCGGAUAUUGUCACAGUGGUAUUUCCCAGCUCCUGUCGGUAAUGUUUUGUGUAGCUAUGCAGCACAAGACAGAAUUGUCACAGUGACUUGGGUUCCUCCUCCAAAUGUAAAAGAUCCAGAGUACCACAUUGCAGUUGUCACCAACAGUUCACUGCAGUUUUCAGCAAACAGCAAACAACCCAAGAUGGAAUUCGUACUGCCACUUUUAGUUCGUGGUGAUACUACAAUUGAUCUGUGGGUGAAAUGUGUUGAAUGGGGUCAGGCCAGUUUGGACACUUUCACACAAUGUAAAGUGCAUGUCUGA